AUGCCUCCAGGCAGUUUUCUCAGUUAUGCUUUGUUCUUGAGCACCAUGUGGCCUGUGAUGAUGGCUCAAGGAACUAUCCCUUACUUUCCGACACAUGUUUUUGCUCCGGCACAGGGGUCGAAUGACAGCGACCUUGUCUAUGUCCUACAACCCACGAGCGAUCAGAAAGCAGUUCAGCUUCUGUCUCUCAACUUGACAACUAUCAAUUCUGCCAGUCCUCAGUACACGGUUCUUUACGAUGACGUCUAUUUUGCUUCAGAUAGCGAGGCAUAUGUCCCUAUGCUUAACUCAAAUGGAUCCAUAACGGUAUUUACAGGCAAUUGCCACGCAUCACAAUAUGCCGUACCACGAUUAUGGUCUUUUCAACCAGCCCACAACAGUUCCACAGGUAACGGAACAUGGUCAUCAGUGGAAGUAAAUGGUGCAAGUACGAAUCUCACGGGUCCUGGAUAUCUCGCGGGCGGGUUUGCGUUCAAUUCAUCAAAUGAUACAUCCCCUGAAUAUUAUACCUUUGGGGGAAUGUGUCCGUUUUCCAGCGAGAAUCAGCCGGACUGGACGUCAAAUGCGAAUUAUUCCAAUAUAAUGACUGCCUUGACUGUACCGAAUACCUCCUCAAAUUUCAACUACAUCGUGCAACAGACUGAAUCCUCAAAUUCGCCCAUUGCAGAAGCCGGGUAUACCGUUACACCCCUUCAAAAGACAAGUUCGACUACUUCAGGAGGUAGAAUUGUGCAACAAGAAAGUUUCCUUUUCAUUGGCGGUCACACAGAGACAGCCUUUUUGAACAUGUCUACUUUAGCUCUAUUCUCUCUUCCUCAGGCUAGUUGGUCCUAUAUCUCUAUAGGCGCCAAUCUCGGCUCUGGCAGAACCGAUCUUGUAUUUCGGGAUACAGCUCAGAUUGAGCCUAGAUCCGGCCAUAGCGCGGUCAUGUCUUCAGAUGGAAGCAAGAUUAUCGUCUUUGGCGGAUGGGUGGGUGACACCAGUACACCAGCUGAUCCGCAGCUCGCCAUUCUUGAAGUUAGCGAGGAUUAUGGUGGUUCAGGCGAAUGGACAUGGUCGACCCCAGUGCCCACUGGUUCAGGACCUGGAUCUGGAUCUGGUAUGUUCGGGCAUGCAACGACGAUGCUUCCUGGAGAUGUUAUGAUGAUUUUGGGGGGGUAUAUCAUACCAGCGUCAAGCACGUCAAAACGAUCGUCUUCAGCAGGACUCGAGUCCAGUUCGCAGAUUUACCUGUACAAUCUGACUUCGAAUUCAUGGAUGCCAUCGUACACGGCGCCAGUCCCUUCGAACACGGAUAAAAGCUCUCAUGGCGGCGCACUUUCAUCCUCCGGAGAGAAAGCAGGACUUGGUAUAGGUGUAUCCGUCGCAGUACUCGCACUUAUUUGCCUUGGAUACAUCUAUUGGUCCAGAAAACGAUGGAGUCAUCGUCGACGAAGGGACCAGGAACUUCGAAAACUGGCCCUCGGAGCAGAACGUUCAAAUAUAUGGGGCGAACCCGGAGUGGAGUCAAGUUAUCGAAGUCCCAGCGACUCUGCGCUACGAAAUUCGAUUCUGGAGAACGUUUACUUUUCUGGGCCAAGUCAUCAAUAUAGUGCUGUGCCAGCCCCAGAUGGCAAUACGACAGAAGCGGAAAGAAAUGGCUUGCUACACGAUGUACCUAGUCCAUCGAGGGGUCUUCGGAGAAGUCUAUCUGGUCGACCGCAGCGGGUACAAUCAGCGGGUAGGUAUGAGGAUAGUAGAACGGGGUAUGGAGCUGGAACGAUUCAUCCGAUUGAUGAACGUGAGGAGUUUGAGACACCGCCUGAGGAAGUUUUUGACAGAAGGCCAGAAAGUGGGAGUUCGGAGAGUGCCAAUAAUCGAAUGUCUGAUCCUUUUAUUGAUCCACCGUCGCCUACUCGUGCAUAUUUAGUUGCGUUCCAUGAGAACUCACUUCGGCCGCAGGAGGCUGAUGGUGCGUCUGUACAUUCGCGCAAGUCGUCGCCUGAUAAGACCGAGAGAACGCAUUCCGAUUUAUCAGAAUCAUCUAGAUCCGGGAUAUCAGAAUUGUCUAUUCAGAGAUCGAACUUUGGAUCCCAACGAAGAUCGAUUCACCUGUUCCAGCCGCCUAUUCCAACACUGGAACCCUCGAACUCAAACCAUGACGAUAGUGGCAGCGGCCGCUCUUCCCCAGAAAAGCCGUCCUUGCAUACAGGGCGUUCAGCCAAUGAAAGUACUGGUAUGAGAUGGCCCUUUGAGCGCUCAGGCACAGUAGACUCAUUAUCUACAUCAGCCAGUCAUCACCGACGAAGUCCCCUAGAAGGAGACACCUUACUCGGAUCGGCACCUGAAUGGUCAACACCACCGGAAUCCCCAUCACGACUCUCCGACCGUGAAAACAGAUCCAACAACAGCAAUAACAAUAAUUCCCUAACAUGGAUGGGAAGUAUCCGCAAAACCCUUUCGAAUGCGCGCAAAGUCGUCCUAUCAGGUUACGGCAACAGCUCUCUUGCAGAGGAGCACCAAGCGUCACCGGCAAUGUUUGAAAUCACUUCACCUGUCGAUUUUGACGAUGACGAUAACCUCUCCCUGCAGAUAUCGAGACGAGCAUCCAGCGCGUCGGUGGUAGCGCACCAUCAACGACGACAACAAGGUCCGCGCGAUUGGGCUGUUGAAGGCUCCUCUCGACAUAGCGGGAUAUCACAAUCAACAUCCUCACCGCGUCGAACUCAUCACACGACCGAUGCUGACGAUAAUGAUCAUGAAAACGGUCAUCUUACCGUCCCUCCUGGUCCAGAUGACGACCAUCACAGUGGUGGUGGUGGUGGUAGUAGUAUCCACACCGACGAGGAUGACUGGGACGUCGAACUCGCUGCUGAAGGCAGACUUGUGCAGAUUACAUAUACGAUUCCAAAGGAGAGAUUGAGGGUUGUUAAUGCUGGGGCUGGGGAUAGGGUUAUUGGGGAUGAUGUUUCGGAUGUGGUUUCUAGAACGUCUGAGGAAGAGAGAUGAGUUUUUUUCCUCUUCCUUUUUGCUGGUCUGUGACUAUUGAUUGGCAACAUGAAUAUGAGUGAUGAACGAUGAACAGAACGAACGACUGAUGGAUAUAUGUAUGGAGGGCUUUUGGGUAUAUGGAGACAAAAUCGACUGCCGACUCUGGCUCGAUCUCCGCUGGCGUUCAUGAUAUUUUUUUGGGGGUUUUCUGUUUCACUGUAUAUAUUCUUUUCUUUUUGUCGCACUUCGUGAAGCUGAUUCCUUCAACCCUUUGGUUUCUCUUAUGGAAACCUUGAAAGCAGAGAUGUUUUGUUAGCGGAUAUAUUCUUGUUUCUGAUUACCUUCGUUUCUACAUGAUGUCUUUGUAACUAGUAAAUUGGGUCAGAAA
Messenger RNA from Talaromyces stipitatus ATCC 10500, 3358 nucleotides. RefSeq lists its product as uncharacterized. Bases 1 to 2988 code for a protein of 995 amino acids. Lineage: Eukaryota; Fungi; Ascomycota; Eurotiomycetes; Eurotiales; Trichocomaceae. The transcript has a single exon. The record is from RefSeq and is a predicted model, not a curated record. Gene Ontology annotation, molecular function: protein binding.